This is a messenger RNA of Diospyros lotus (date-plum), 996 nucleotides long. Its product is annotated as proline-rich receptor-like protein kinase PERK2. Lineage: Eukaryota; Viridiplantae; Streptophyta; Magnoliopsida; Ericales; Ebenaceae. The transcript has a single exon. Bases 1 to 996 code for a protein of 331 amino acids. The record is from RefSeq and is a predicted model, not a curated record.
AUGGCAAGCCAGCAGCCUCCAACUCGCCCAUGGUUCCGGUUAGCAUCUGCGUCUCGCCCAACCCAGGCACCAGCCCCAGCCCCGGCACCACCACAGGCUCAAGCUCUUCCUGUUGCCCAGCCAAGGCCGCCCAUCAUCCGAUCCACGUUUACCCGACCUUUUUCAAACCCACCAACACAACCAGCUCAGCCUCCACUAGCCCCGCCAACUCAAGCACCAACACCACUCCCUGUUGCUGCUCCUCCACCACCACGGGCUACGGCAGCACCCACUGCUCCGGCCCCCAAAUCUCCGCAGCCACAAUCUGCGACUGUACCCCCUGCUACUGCAUUCCAUCGGAUCUUCACCGUUCCACCACUGCUGGCUACGGCACCACCCCCAGCUUCGGCCCAAAAAUCUCCACCGCCACGGGCUGCUGCAACGCCACCAUCACCACCACUAGCCCCUGCUUCCCAAUCAAUGACCGCGGUUGCUCCCGCCACCAUCGCAGCUUCAAAUGGACGGAAUCAUAGCACUGACAUUACCCGCCAGGAUGGGAAGCCAGAUGUAAGGAAAGAUAAUGGUAACUACAAGAAGCAAUCUGAUUCCGAAGAGUUUGGGAGGGGGGCUAUCACAGUUGCAGGUGACAACAAAGGCGCUAUCAUGGAGUGGAUUCCUUCCAACAAGAAAAACAGCCCUCCUAGUAUUCACAAGAAUGGUGAUAACCCCAGAACUUGGAGUGAUGGUGAGAAAUAUGGAAGCGAAAGUGACAGUAGUAAUGAAGAAGGGAGGGGAAAGAGCAAAGACAAAAGCUACAAAGCAAUGACAAACUCUUCCCAGCCAAUGAGUGCAUUUAUGAACAGCAAUGUCCAAGGCGUGAACAAUUCCAUCUUGUGCAAUUGUUCUUACAGCCACGAUGACCCUGGUCUCCAUUUCUCUCUGUCCCGAAAGCCUAACGGUCAUGGCAAUGGAGUCAACCCCAACAAUAAGGACCACACCAAUCGCCAGAAUAUUUAG